Ectocarpus siliculosus is the source of this 3486-nucleotide messenger RNA. Lineage: Eukaryota; Phaeophyceae; Ectocarpales; Ectocarpaceae. The record is from the annotation of a GenBank genome assembly.
AUGUCCUCGAAGACGCGGGCGUUCGACAGCAACAAACGCAUGCCGUGGAACCAUCUCUGGGCGUGGGGCGUCUCAGCGCUGCUGUCCAGCGCACCGCUGGCAACAGGAUCCUUCGGAAGAACGGAGAGCUUUUUCUGUGGUGUCGAUAGCGGCGAUUCAUGGAACAUUGGGUCUCUCUGGCGAGCCAUAUUCUUGGUGGUGGUUCUCUUGUCUAUGGUUGUGAUCGUCUGGGCCUACGUUGAGGUGCUCAAAACGCUCGGCCGUGCGCAGAGAAACGUGUUCCGACUGUCUCUAGAAGCCACCACCAACCGCCACACGGAAGCUUCCUCCGUGAAACAACACCGAGAACAGCGGCAAAGCCCGAAAACCCAUGGCGGGGCCUCGUCAGCACCGAUCAGCGCCAUGCCGAUACCUUCUAGUGCUAUGCCAGGCGCAAGAUUGCACGUGUCUCCAGACCAACCCAAGAAAGACGUGAGCAAAAGAACAGUUGUGAAGGAGUCGCCGACGGAGCCCAAAAACAACAGCGCUGCGCGGCCGCGGCCGCCGACGUCACCGAACAAGCGACUGGAGCGCAAUAACAGCUUCUGGAAGUGGAUGUUCCCUAUAAGUACUGAAGAAAGUGCCGACGGCGAGCGCCGCGCGAACGGAUUCUCUACGCUUCCUUCGCAACAGCGCGACUAUGCCGAGCACAGCAGUAGCUCCUCUGGUUCUUCGUGGCCCUUCACGCGCAGCAACAGCAACGUCAGCGUCAAGAAUUGGCUGUGGAGUACCUCCCGCGAUGUGGGGUUCUACGGCGAUGACGACCCCCUCUACGAGUCGUCGUCAGAGGGAGAGGAAUGCAAGAGCGUCGUUUGGCUAAAUGGCAUGGCGGCGCCAGUCAACCGGAGACUCUCCCUUGGAGCCGUGGCUGGCGGACCCAUACCAACAUCCCCGGAACGUCUGCCGGUGUUAAGGGAGACCGAACGAGGGAACGAUGCCGGGCUGCCGGGCGUCGUCUCUGAGGUUAUGCGGGACGCUGAUGGUGCCAUCCACGACAGUAACAACUCUACGCGUACGGCCAUGAUAAAAUGGGAGCAGGUGCUCGGGAGACCGAGAGCCAUCGCCGGAAAGAAGUGUCCAUCCUCAGGGAAUGCUAGCAGCGAGAGCACGGAGGCGGCAGAAAGCCACGGAGUCAACACUGGCAGCCUAGCCAAAGCGGCCAUGAUGGCGAUGCCGCAAGUGCCCAUGAAGUCACGCUUCGCCAAUGGGGUCGUCACCGCAAGGGGUUUCGUCAGCAGGAUGUCGAGCAUGGACACAGACUUCGGAGAUACUGCGUGUGGAACGGCUCGCACCCGUAGUAGACUCACCGAAACCGAAAAGGGGGAGAGGGUUAGCGCAACAUCUUCAACAGCAGUACCAUUGGGUGCGCACGGUGGGAGGUCGCAGCACGUGUUGACGACUCACACACCGGAGAUGGACAUGGACAGGUUCAUCUCGCGUAUCAAGUGGUACCCAGUGAUCUUCGUGCUUUGCUGGAUGUUCACGCUGGUCAACGGGAUCUACACACUAGCGGUGGGGCAAGCCAACGCCAGCUUCUUCUUGCUUCUCCUGGCUACACUCACAUCGAGACUUCAGGGUUUGCUGAAUUUCAUCUGCUACGGCCUCAACGACAAACUCAAGCAGGCGUGGUUACAGGACUUUCUGUACCGGAGGGCUGUGGCCUCUUGCUGCCGUGCACUCUGGUGCUGCUGCUUCAGCCCCUGCUACGGGAACGACGAUGGUGACGAUGAAGCUGAUCAAGCAAGCCAACCAAACUCCGUGCUAGAUAGCCCCCGCGCAUCGAACGGCCUCAACGAUGUCGCUCUCGUCGCCGAUGAGAUGGAGAAGGGAACUGCGGUGGAGCCGGCAUCUACACCUACACCCAAUCCUCCAUCCCCCGUCAUCAGUGAGACGCCGGCCAAAGCUGUUGUCAAGAAGACAUCGAUGGCAGCCUUUGCAACCCCGCGCCACGACUUGCGACAGGGUCAACUAGCGUUAGCCCCUGCACGGCCCGCCAGGCCUAGCCGCAAGGUUUCUUCUCCUGUGCAAAGCCGCAGCAGGAGGAGCCACGCCGCAGCUGCCGGCAGGAGAAAGAAGUCGGGGCGCUCGACGGCGAGACACUCUGUGGCGGCGGCGGGCGUGAGGCGUCAGCGGGAUGCUGUCAUGAGGCGUGCUCGGACCUCGUCACAGGGCGGUAUUGCAGUUACCGGUAACAACCUUCGUGCCAGAAAGAAGCUACAGCAACGUGACAAGGCCCGCGCAAGACGCCACGAGUUUACCCGGCAGCGGCCAAGCUACUCUGGUUCUGACAGAAAACGCCACGAAAAGACCCUCGUUUCUACUCCUGCCGCUACUACUGUAGACCUGGCGCGAAGCCUGGCGCUUCCUAUAUCGGUCUCGAUGCCGGUGAAAGUGGCACCUCAAGAAAAUUCGGCAGGACUGGGCAGCGCAGGCAUCGUCGAGAGAACCCCCCCCCCCUCCAGACCGAGAUAGGGCAGAAACAGAGGCCCUGGGAGCAGUAGGUACAGCAGGGGUUUUGCCGGCCCCUCCUCGGUCGUUCUUCUUUUCACCCGAACCCCAAGGGAUUUAGCAUGUGCGCCGCACUUCAGGCGGCCGUUCUUCUAGCGUUAUGCCAACAGCCCACAACAAGGGAGGAGCCUUGGGCCCUGACUAGGCGCGUUGCUCGCAGAUCGAAUGCGCGGUGUAGCGCCCUGCGGGGUGCGUGACAUACACACACCGGUCGGUGGUGGAAUUGUGGCGGUUGCCCCGGGUUUCAUUUUUCUCCUAAUACGAGAGGAGAGACAAGUGUAAGGGUGAGGGGGAGAGGGGCCUCUAAAGGCGGGGGAACUGCUCCAUCCAAAGAUGAUGUUUUCCACGGUGCGAAGAGGUAGAGAAACUAACGAUAUGGCGCAUGGCGAAAGAAUCGGAAGGUGUGGUUAUUUUAUGGUUGCGGGGGAAGUAUGAAACUUCGGAGGGUCUUCGCGAGAAAGCCUGCCGAGGGUGAAAACCCGUGUUUAGCCAUUUCGAGUAAACCAGACGAAUGUUGAGAGGAAAACGCAUGUCUAUAGACUAAAUGUGGCGGGAGAUGGUUUCAGUGAUAGGAUAUACCUUACCAGGGGCGAUGAAAAUGGUCGAAGAACAUACUUUUAGGGCACGUUUCCUCUAUUGUUGUGGUUUACUUUAGUUGGCCAUGCAGUCCUGGCUUUGUUCUAAGCUAUGAAGUUCCGUCGGGAACUCGAAUCAAUGGUUUUUUCGUGUGAUGCACAUGCCGUUUUCGGUUCGUUGUCGGGGAGAACCCAGGCUCGAACAGAAGUAUUGUUCCUGUAUCACCCGCUGAGAGUGAAAGAGCGACAGCAGGAUGUGAUCGUUUUAUUUAAUAGAUGGGAUCGAUGCGCGCGCUCGGGGGCCAGGGCGCUGUUUGGACCGUUUGGUGGAAUCUGCAAGCCCUUCUCGGGCUCACGAGCGUUC